Molecule: messenger RNA, 3636 nt
Organism: Mytilus trossulus (common blue mussel)
Lineage: Eukaryota; Metazoa; Mollusca; Bivalvia; Mytilida; Mytilidae
Exons: 7
Coding region: 1-3381 (1126 amino acids)
Biological process (GO): base-excision repair
Cellular component (GO): mitochondrion; nucleus
Molecular function (GO): phosphoric diester hydrolase activity; zinc ion binding; DNA binding
Source: RefSeq, a predicted model, not a curated record
AUGAAGACAAAAUUAAAAAGUGUUGAGCAAGAAGAAAUUUCAGAUGAAAAAAUUGUCAUUAAGAAGCCAAAGCUGUCUUCUCUUGGAAGAAGAAAGAAGCGUGGAGAUAAAUUAGGUACAGUUGAAUUGAGUAAUGAAGAUGGCUUCACUACAGAUGAAGAGAAUGGCGAGGAAGAAGGCCAGUAUGAGGGAUGUAAACACUUUGAAGUUGAAUCAAAACAUAUGAAAGGAAUUCAAUUUCAAACCAAAAGAAUGCAGGUACACAUAGAAGACAGAGUAAAAACACCAGUUUCAAGUAAAAAGAGAAAGACCCUUAAAAAGAGAACAAUGAAAAUCAAAGUAGAGGUCAAAGUAAAAAAUAAGCGUAAUUCAGUAAAAGUAAGAUUAGAAGAUACCGCAAAAUUGGCAAAAAAGAAAAAGAUAUUAAAACUGAAAAAAGAAAAGAAACAGUUGCUAGAAACAAAAGGCAGUAUUGCAGAGAACUCAAAACUGCAAAGCUCAAAGUUAGAAGAUAAAGUGCAAAAUGAUGCGUCUAAUGUUGCAUUCAAAACAGAUAAUGUAUCAAACAAUAAGGAGCAAGGAAAACUGGAGGAAAAAGAAAUUGAAAAUGUGAGAAAAAGAGGGAGGCCUUGCAAGAUCAAAGUUGAAAAAGUAGAACAAAAUGAAAACUUAUCAAACCGAGAAACAGAAACUAAAGGAAAGGAAAGGAAAAGAAAAAGUCAAGAAGCAAAUCCUCUAAUAGACACAAGAAAAAAGAAAGAAAAAACUAAUGUGGAAGAUGAUAAAAUUGAUCAUCAUCUCUCAAGCUCAGAAGAAAAGACAGAAAAAUGUAAUGUUGAAGUUGACAAGAAGGGUAUAAAUAAAUUCCUCGAAGGAAAUAAGAAGAAAGCAGAAGGAAGAAUAAAAAAAGUUUCAUCAGAUGAAGUUAUUCAAACAGAAAAUACAUCUGAUGAUGUAAAGCAACCAGAAUCGUGUGAAACAGAAAUUGUAAAUAUGAGAAAAAGGGGGAGGCCAAGCAAGAUCAAAGUUGAAAAAGUAGAACAAAAUGAAAAUGUAUCGAGUUCAGGAACAGAAACAAAAGUUAGAGAAAGGAAAGAAAAAGGAAAGAAAACAAACCAAGAAGCUGACCCUAUCAUGGACCCCCUUCAAAAGGUGGAAAACAAAAAUACUGAUGAUGAUCAGAUUGAUCCCUCUCUUUCAAUUUUAGUAGGAAAGACGGUGCAAUUAGGUGUUGAUGUUGAAGAAAAGGAAUCAAAUAAAAGCUUUCAAGAAAACAAAAAGAUGGCUGAAGAAAGAAAGAAAAAAGUUGCAUCAGAUGAAGUUAUUCAAACAGAAAAUAUAUCUGAUGAUGUGAAGCAACCAGAAUCACAUGAAACAGAAAUCGUAAAUAUGAGAAAAAGGGGGAGGCCAAGCAAGAUCAAAGUUGAAAAAGUAGAACAGAAUGAAACUGUAUCAAGUUCAGGAACAGAGAGUAAAGUUAAAGAAAGGAAAAGAAAAGGAGAGAAAACAAACCAAGAAGCUGAUCCUAUUAUAGAAACCAGAAAAGAGGAAGAAAACAUAAAUGUUGAUGAUGAAAUCAAUCUCCCUAUCUCAAUGUCAGUAGAAAAGACAGAAAAAUUAAAUGUUGAAGUUGACAAAAAGGAAGCAAAUAAAAGCAAAGAUGCAGCUGAUGAUUUCAUUAAAACAGAAAAUAUAUCAAAUGAUGUACAGCAACUAAAAUCCCUUGCUAAAGAAAUUGUAAAUGCAAGAAAAAGGGGGAGGCCAAGCAAGAUCAAAGUUGAAAAAGUGGAAGAAAAUGAAAAUGCAGUAUGUUUAGGAACAGAAACUAAAGUUAAAGAAAUGAAAGGAAAAGGAGAUAAAACAAACCAAGAAGCUGAUUCUAUCAUAGACCUUCCCAAAAAUGAUGAAAACAAAAAUAUUAAUGAUGCUGAAAAGAUCUCAAUUUCAAAUGGAAAGACAGAAAAAAUAGAUGGUGAUGUCCAAGGAAAGGGAUCAAAUAAAAGCUUUGAAGAAAAGAAGGAAAAAGCUGAAGAAAGAAAGAAAAAAGUUGUAACUGGUGAUGUUAUUAAUACAGCAAAUAUUUCAGACAUUGAGAAGCAAGGAAAAUUGGAGGAAAUGGAAAUUUUAAAUGUGAGAAAAAGGGGGAGGCCAAUCAAGAUCAAAGUUGAAAAAGUAGAAGAAAAUGUAUCAAGUCUAGGAACAGAAACAAAGGUUAAAGAAAGGAAAAGAAAAGGAGAAAAAACAAACAAAGAAACAGAUACUGACACCAGAAAAAAGGAGAAAAACACAAAUGUUGAUGAUAAAAUUGAUCUCCAUCACUCAAUGUCAGAAGGAAAGGCAGAAACAUUAGAUGUAGAUGUUGUAGAAAAGGAAUCAAUUGAAAGCUUUGAAGGAAAAAAGAACACUGAUUAUACAGAUAAUAGAGAAAAUGACGAAAGUGCAAACUUAAAAGAAAAGGAGAAGAAAACUGAAGAAUUCUGUGAGCAUGCUGAGGUGGUAUUUGAUAAGAGAAAAGUAAACCCAAAUCAAGAAAAGUUUGUUGGAGCUCAUGUAUCUAUUGCAGGUGGAAUACACAAGUCUGUAUUGGAAGCAGUAGCCAUGAAGUCCUUUGCAUUUGGUUUGUUUUUGAAGUCACAAAGACAGUGGGCUUGUAAACCAUUAGAAGAGGAAGCAGCUGAAAAAUUCAGGAAAACCUGUCAGGAGUAUGGGUUCCUUCCUCAGUACAUAGUACCUCAUGGUUCAUACCUGAUGAACCUAGGCUCACCCGAUGAGAACACAUUACAUAAAAGUAGAGACUUACUGAUAGAUGACUUACAGAGAUGUCAAAAGUUAGGAUUAACUAUAUUUAAUUUCCAUCCAGGUUCAACAUGUGGAAAAAUAAGUGUAGAAAAAUGUCUGGAUAAUAUUGCUGCAAGCAUAGAUAUUGCCCAUUCUAAAACCAGUGGUGUUAUUACAGUUCUGGAGAACAUGAGCUGUCAAGGCCAUACAAUCGGAGGAAAGUUUGAGGAAUUGAGAGGAAUUAUAGACAGGGUGAAGGACAAAUCAAGGAUGGGUGUCUGUCUUGACACAUGUCAUGCUUUUGCUGCUGGAUUUGAUCUCUCUACAGAAGAAGGGUUCAAUCAGAUGUUAUCAGAUUUUGAAUCAAUAGUUGGAUUCCAGUAUUUGAAAGCUUUGCAUAUAAAUGAUUCAAAAGGUAAACUUGGCUGCCAUCUUGAUCGUCAUGAAAAUAUUGGGAAAGGUCACAUUGGAAAGGCUGGAUUUGAUCGAAUUAUGAACUGUCCAAAGUUUAACCACAUUCCAAUGAUCUUAGAAACUCCAUGUGCUGACAAUGAUUCAUAUGCCAAGGAAGUGGAAAUGUUGUAUACCAUGUGCAAUACCUGAUAAAUUGAAGCCAACAUUGAAAUCCAAUCCUUAAAAUGUGCCGUAUGUUUUCUUUACAGUAUUAGACAAUGCCAGAUUUAUAUCAGUGCUACACUUAAGUGUUAAAAUGCAUGUUUAUUGUAUAUGUGUUCAAUGUUAUAUUCUGAAAUAUCAGAUUUAGCAAAAGUAAAUUUAAUUUUUACACAAUUAAGUAAUUCAAUUAUUGGAUGACUGAGUAUGAAAUCAUGCAUGAGAUUAUUCAUUUUUAACUUUUGA